This is a messenger RNA of Megalops cyprinoides (Indo-Pacific tarpon), 3981 nucleotides long. RefSeq names its product filamin A-interacting protein 1-like. The record is from RefSeq and is a predicted model, not a curated record. The transcript is spliced from 6 exons. NCBI's taxonomy places the organism in Eukaryota, Metazoa, Chordata, Actinopteri, Elopiformes, Megalopidae. Bases 154 to 3786 code for a protein of 1210 amino acids.
AGAGAGAGCCAGAGAGAGAGCGAGAGAGAGCGAGACAGGGAGCGCGUUACUGGAUAACAAUCCCUCUCUGCUGGCAGGAGGCGAAGCGACGCUCGGUGGCGGCACUGGCCAGGAAUUUACUCCCGCUCCGAGAUCACAAGGAGGUAAACAGCCAUGCGUUCCCGUAGCAACAGCAUGGAGAACACAGCCGAGACCAAGCCGGCGCAGUGCAGGGUGCACUCGCGGCGACAGAGUUCAGGGUAUGAGGAUCCCACGCGGGGGGGUAGUGGGCGAGUGCGGCGUGAGGACACGGGCACCGUCCUGAGAAACCGCCGGGGAGAAGGGCGUGGUCGUAACAGGACAGGGGGCGGGUCCACAGGGAAGGGCAGGGACCUGUCCCGGGACGACCUCCUGUUUCUGCUCAGCAUGCUCGAGGGCGAACUGCAGGCCAGGGACGAGGUGAUCACAGUGCUGAAGGCAGAGAAGAUCGACCUGGCACUCCUGGAGGCCCAGUAUGGCUUUGUCACCCCACAGAAGGUGCUGCAGGCCCUUCAGAGGGACGCCAUCCAGAGCAAAGGGAGCAAGUGGCAGGAGGAUAUCUAUGAGAAGCCCAUGGCAGAGCUGGACAAGCUUGUGGAGAAGCAGCGGGAGACGCACCGGCGCAUGCUGGAGCAGCUGCUGCUGGUGGAGCAGUCCCACAAGCGGGCCCUGCGUGAGCUGGAGGAUGAGAAGAGGAAUCACAGCGAGUUCAUGCAGAAGAGUGACGAGUUCACCAACCUGCUGGAGCAGGACCGCGAGAGAUUGAAAUUGCUGAUUGACCAGGAGAAGGCAUACCAGGAAAGGAGAGAGAAGGAGCACAACAAAGCCGUCAGCAGGCUGAAGGAAGAGCUGGCCAAACUGAAGUCCUUCACACUGCUGGUGGUGGACGAGCAGGAGCGCCUGACGGAGCAGCUGGCCCAGCAGAGUGAGAAGGUCCAGGACCUUACUGCCAGUACUACUCAAGCCCAGGAAAAGCUGAGCUCCACCCAAGCCAGAUUGCAAGAAGAGGAGCACAAAGUCUUCCGGCUGGAGGCAGAGCUACGUGACCAAGCCUGUCGCUUCCACCAGGAGCAGGAGGCCAUGACCGCCAAACUGACCAAUGAGGAUGCUCAGAACAGGCAGCUCAGGCAGAAGCUAGCUGCUCUCAGUCGGCAGCUGGACGAGCUGGAAGAGACUAACAAGACCCUGCGGCGGGCUGAGGAGGAGCUACAGGAGCUCCGGGACAAGAUCAACCGUGGCGAGUGUGGCAACUCCAGCCUGAUGUCGGAGGUCGAGGAGCUAAGGAAGAGGUUGCUGGAGAUGGAGGGGAAAGACGAGGAGCUGAUCAAGAUGGAAGAUCAGUGUCGGGACCUCAACAAGAAGCUGGAGAAGGAGUCCAUCCAGGGCCGCAGCCUGAAAGCAGAGGUGGACAAGCUGAACCACAGGAUCAUGGAGAUGGAAAAGCUGGAGGAUGCGUUUGGCAAGAGCAAGCAGGAGUGCUCCUUACUCAAAUGCAACCUGGAGAAGGAGCGGAAUGUGACCAAACACCUGUCCAAUGAGCUAGACUCCCUGAAGAGUAGGAUCAGGGAGUUGGAGACCAUGGAGAGCCAGUUGGAGAACACAGAGCUCUCGUUGAAGGAGGAGCUCACUAAGCUGAAGACGCUGACAGUCAUGCUGGUGGAUGAGAGGAAGACUAUGGCGGAGAAUCUCAAGUUCCUGGAGGACAAGCUCCAGAAUAGCACUGGCAAACUGCAGGCUGAACAGGACAAGGUGACAAAUGUGACCGAGAAGCUCAUUGAGGAGAGUAAGAAGGCCCUGAAGUCCAAGGCUGAGCUUGAGGAGAAAAUGUGCAUCGCCACCAGGGAAAGGGAGGAGCUCAGGGCCAAGCUGAAGGCAGAGGAGGAGAGGAGCAAUGACCUGCAGUCCAAAGUCACCAUGAUGAAGAAGAGGCUACAGUCCCUGGAGGCUGUGGAGAGGGAAUUCCUCAGGAACAAAGCCAAAGAGGAGCACAUCAAGCUUCCGGCAGUGAACCGUUUCCACCAAGAGGACAACAAAGUCAAAGACCUGACACAAGAGGUGGAACGGCUGAGGCGAAAACUCAAGGAGAUGAAGGUGGUCGAGGAUGACCUGCUGAAGACAGAGGACGAGUUUGAGUCCCUGGAGAAGAGAUACUCUAAUGAGCAAAAACGAGCAAAAGCCCUGAUGGAGGAGCUAGAGGUUUCCAGGAAGGAGCUCUCCAAGUACCAACUGGCAGAGAAGGAGGAAUCAAACCAGGAGCACAUCCUUUAUAAGCGUCUGAAAGAGGAAGAGGCCAAGUCAAGCCACUUAACUCGAGAGGUGGAGGCUCUGAAGGAAAAGAUCCAUGAAUACAUGAGCACUGAGGACUCCCUGUGUCGCAUGAAAACAGACUAUGCAACGCUGCAGAGGAAACUAACUCAACAGGAGGUGAGGAACAAAGAACUAGCCCGGGAGAUGGAGAACCUCACCAAGGAGCUGGAAAGGUACCGCCGCUUCAGCAAAAGCCUUCGGCCGGGCAUGAAUGGGAGGCGCUUCUCAGACUUGCACAUGUCCUCAAAGGAGGUUCAGACAGACACAACAGACAUCCAGCCCCCCGAUUACAAGAGCCUGGCUCCCCUGGAGAGAGCGGUGUUGAACGGAAAGCUGUACGAGGAGAGCGACCCGGAAGAUGACCCCAAUUAUAAUGAUGACCCCGCUGUCACAAAGUGCAGCCCAUCCCUCCUCAACAACAUGCACAAUCUGAACAACAACAUUAGGAGGUCCAGGGUACCCUUCCCAAAAGGCAAGGAGAGCUACUAUCCGAUCAAUGGUAAGGUUGUGCCCAGGCAGAAUGGGAACCAAGGGGACGUAAUCCUGACACACACCCCAGGGCAGCCCUUGCACAUCAAGGUGACCCCCGACCAUGGGCACAACACAGCCACCCUUGAGAUCACCAGCCCCACCACAGAAAACGCACACUCCUACACCAGCACGGCAGUUAUCCCCACGAGCGGUAGUGCACCCCCCAAGCAGCGGAUCACCAUCAUCCAGAAUGCCUCCAUCUCUCCACCCACUAAGGCCAAAAGCUCAACCUCUUCUGAGGGGCCCUGCACCCCAGACAGGACUGUGUCACCCCUCACCAUGGCCUCCUACUCCCGGGCGAUGACUCCGGAAUCCUCUGGGUCCGUCACUCCAGACCGGGCUAUGUCGCCCAUGCAGAUUGUGUCAGUGACCACCGGGGCCCCAGAGAGGUCCCUGUCCACAGAGCCUGUGGAGGUGGUGGGGGGGCAUGCUGUAUUCCGGGUGACACCGGAGAGGCAGAGCAGCUGGCACCUGCAGAGAUCCAACAGCUCCGGCCCGAGUGUCAUCACCACCGAGGACAAUAAAAUCCACAUCCACUUAGGGAACCCUUACAUUCAGGCCAUAAACAACACGCCCCGAUCUUUGAGUUCAUGCCACACCCCUGGCCAGGAACACAGAACUCAAGUAUUAACCAAUGGUACCCCCACUAAAGGAGGCAACAAAAUCACCAGUAGCAUCACCAUAAAGCCCACCACGUCCCCCAUCCCAAGGCCUUCACAAAUUAAAAUCCCUCUCGAAGCAUUCCGGCGCCCUGGCCCGACGAGGAUCCCCAAACCCAAAGGCUGCGGCGCCCCCAAACUAAUGAACAACCCGCCAGCUUUCGGGCAGUGCAAAGGGCAGCCCCACACCCCGCUACAGUCUGGGAAGGACCCGGGCGCACGGUGCACUCCUGGCAACCUCAAUGUAGUGAACCGCCCGUCCAAAAUCUGAUACCUGUGCAUUUGAGUUUUCACUGUGUUUGUUUGCCAUCCGCUGCUAGGGGCGGAGACUGGAGACUUUUAGCAAAUGACCUUUCUACCAGCAACACACACACACCACUAAUACAAAAUGUGUUUUUCCACUGUUGGAUGUGUCUGUGUAUAGUAUCAAAUAUACAAUCAACUGAGGAAUGAGGAAGCUAACUGC